GACGGAGUUCAACCACCGAGUGGAAGAGGGAGGGAAGAGAAAGAAAGGAGAGAAAAAAAGAGAAGAGAGAGAACAGAGAGAACGAGGCGAAGGGAGCGGACUAGUGCGCAGUUUCUGUGGAUUGAAAAGGGAAAUCUGAAGCGCAUCGACACGGAUCCACACGGAGUCCCUGGAGUUUGAGACAAGCCGAGCCCCGAGCGUCUGCAUCUGCAUCUGAUCAGCAGCAACCAUGUCGGACGCCGACAAGUUCCUGUACGUGGACCGCAACCUGGUCAACAACCCGCUGGCGCAGGCCGACUGGGCCACCAAGAAGCUGGUGUGGGUGCCCUCGGAGCGGCUGGGGUUCGAGACCGGCUCAGUGAAGGAGGAGCACGGCGAUGAGGUGGUGGUGGAGCUGGCCGACUCGGGGAAGAAAGUGCGGGUCAACAAGGACGACGUCCAGAAGAUGAACCCGCCCAAGUUCAGCAAGGUGGAGGACAUGGCCGAGCUCACCUGCCUGAACGAGGCGUCCGUGCUGCACAACCUGAAGGAGAGAUACUACUCCGGCCUCAUUUACACGUAUUCGGGUCUGUUCUGUGUGGUCAUCAACCCUUACAAGAACCUGCCCAUCUACUCCGAGGAGAUCGUAGAGAUGUACAAGGGCAAGAAACGACACGAGAUGCCACCGCACAUCUACGCCAUCACAGACACGGCCUACAGGAGCAUGAUGCAGGACCGUGAGGACCAAUCGAUUCUCUGCACGGGUGAAUCUGGCGCCGGAAAGACCGAAAACACCAAGAAGGUCAUUCAGUAUCUGGCCCACGUGGCCUCGUCCCACAAAACCAAGAAAGACCAGAGCAGCUCGGUCCUCUCACAUGGUGAGCUGGAGAAGCAGCUGCUGCAGGCCAAUCCCAUCCUCGAAGCCUUUGGGAAUGCCAAGACCGUCAAGAACGACAACUCUUCCCGAUUCGGCAAAUUUAUCAGAAUCAACUUUGACGUUAAUGGGUACAUCGUCGGAGCCAAUAUUGAAACCUACCUGUUGGAAAAGUCCCGUGCGAUCCGUCAAGCUAAAGAAGAAAGAACCUUCCACAUGUUCUACUACAUGCUGACCGGCGCAGGAGACAAACUGCGCUCUGAACUCUGUCUGGAGAGCUACAAUAAGUACCGGUUCCUGUCCAAUGGGAACGUGACGAUCCCGGGACAGCAGGACCGAGACAUGUACCUGGAGACCACGGAGGCUAUGAGGAUCAUGGGAUUCCCUGAGGAAGAACAGAUCGGUCUGCUUAGAGUCAUUUCGUCAGUGCUCCAGCUGGGUAAUAUGUCCUUUAAGAAGGAGCGCCACUCAGACCAGGCCUCCAUGCCUGAUGACACAGCUGCUCAGAAGGUGUGCCAUCUGAUGGGGAUGAACGUGACUGAUUUUACACGCGCCAUCCUCUCGCCUCGGAUCAAGGUGGGCCGUGACUACGUGCAGAAGGCCCAGACCCAGGAGCAGGCAGAGUUUGCGGUGGAGGCUCUGGCCAAAGCCACGUACGAGAGGAUGUUCCGCUGGCUGGUGAUGCGCAUCAACAAAGCUCUGGAUAAGACCAAACGUCAGGGCGCCUCCUUCAUCGGCAUCCUGGACAUCGCCGGCUUUGAGAUCUUCGAUUUGAACUCGUUCGAGCAGUUGUGCAUUAACUACACAAACGAGAAGCUCCAGCAGCUCUUCAACCACACCAUGUUCAUCCUGGAGCAGGAGGAGUACCAGCGUGAGGGCAUCGAGUGGAGCUUCAUCGACUUCGGCCUCGACCUGCAGCCCUGCAUCGAACUCAUCGAGAAACCAGCGAGUCCUCCAGGAAUCCUGGCUCUCCUGGACGAGGAGUGCUGGUUCCCCAAAGCCACGGACAAGAGCUUCGUGGAGAAGGUCCUACAGGAGCAGGGGACACAUCCCAAGUUCCACAAGCCCAAGAAACUCAAGGACGAGGCAGAUUUCUGCAUCAUGCACUAUGCUGGAAAGGUGGAUUACAAGGCGGAUGAGUGGCUGAUGAAGAACAUGGACCCGCUGAACGAUAACGUGGCCACUUUGCUCAAUCAAUCCACCGACAAGUUUGUUUCAGAGCUGUGGAAAGACGAGGUCCAGAACUGUCAGAGAGCUUAUUUCUAUCAGCGUUUUCCUUACCUUCAUUUAGAGCCAGGUGACAUCUUUGUGGACCGUAUCGUGGGUCUGGAUAAGGUGGCUGGCAUGUCGGAGCUGCCGGGAGCGUUUAAGACCCGUAAGGGAAUGUUCCGGACGGUCGGGCAGCUCUAUAAGGAGCAGCUGUCCAAACUCAUGGCCACUCUCAAAAACACCAACCCCAACUUCGUCCGCUGCAUCAUUCCCAACCACGAGAAAAAGGCUGGUAAGUUGGAACCUCACCUGGUUCUUGAUCAGCUCCGGUGUAAUGGCGUCCUGGAGGGAAUCCGUAUCUGCAGACAGGGAUUCCCCAACCGCAUCGUCUUCCAGGAGUUCAGACAGAGGUAUGAAAUCCUCACGCCCAACGCCAUUCCCAAGGGCUUCAUGGAUGGCAAACAGGCUUGUGUGCUGAUGAUCAAAGCGCUGGAGCUGGAUCCAAACCUGUUUCGGAUCGGACAGAGCAAAGUGUUUUUCCGCGCUGGAGUGUUGGCUCACCUGGAGGAGGAGCGUGAUAUGAAGAUCACAGACGUCAUCAUUAACUUCCAGGCCUGGUGCCGUGGAUAUGUUGCCCGCAAGGCGUUCGCUAAGAGGCAGCAGCAGCUGACGGCCAUGAGGGUGAUCCAGAGGAACUGCUCUGCGUAUCUGAAGCUCAGGAACUGGCAGUGGUGGAGACUCUUCACUAAGGUGAAGCCGCUGCUUCAGGUGAGCCGACAGGAAGAGGAGAUGCAGGCCAAAGACGAGGAGCUCAACAAAGUUCGGGAGAAGCAGAUGGUGGCUGAACAGCAGCUGAAGGAGAUGGAGCUCAAACAGCAGCAGCUGGGCGCGGAGAAGCUGGCUCUUCAGGAGCAGCUGCAGGCGGAGAUGGAUCUGUGCACCGAGGCCGACGAGAUGAGGAACCGUCUGGUGGCCAAGAAGCAGGAGCUGGAGGAGAUCCUGCACGACCUGGAGGCCCGCGUGGAGGAGGAGGAGGAGCGGGCCAAUCACCUGCAGACAGAGAAGAAGAAGAUGCAGCAGAACAUCGCCGACCUGGAGCAGCAGCUGGACGAGGAGGAGGCGGCGCGACAGAAGCUGCAGCUGGAGAAGGUCACCAUGGAGGCCAAACUCAAGAAGACCGAAGAGGACGUGAUGGUGCUGGACGACCACAACAACAAGCUCUCCAAGGAGAAGAAACUCAUGGAGGAACGCAUCGCUGAGUUCACCACCAACCUGGCCGAGGAGGAGGAGAAGUCCAAGAGCUUACAGAAACUCAAGAACAAGCACGAGGCCAUGAUCACCGACCUGGAGGACCGUCUGCGUCGUGAGGAGAAGCAGCGUCAGGAGCUGGAGAAGAACCGCAGGAAGCUGGAGGGCGACUCUACAGAGCUUACCGACCAGAUCGCAGAGCUGCAGGCUCAGAUCGCUGAACUACGAGCACAGCUCGCCAAGAAGGAGGAGGAGCUUCAGGAGGCGCUCGCCAGGAUCGAGGAGGAAGCGGCUCAGAAGAAUCUGGCGCAGAAGAAGAUCCGGGAGCUGGAGGCUCAGCUGAGCGAGCUUCAGGAGGAUCUGGAGCUGGAGCGAGCGGCUCGAACCAAAGCUGAGAAACACCGGCGAGACCUGGGAGAAGAGCUGGAGGCGCUGAAGACGGAGCUGGAGGACACGCUGGACUCCACCGCCGCGCAGCAGGAGCUCAGGACGAAGCGUGAGACUGAAGUGACUCACCUGAAGAAGACUCUGGAGGACGAGGCUAAAGUUCACGAGCAGCUGGUGACCGAGAUGAGACAGAAACACGGUCAGGCCUUCGACGAGCUCAACGAGCAGCUGGAGCAGGUCAAGCGGAACAAGGUGUCGGUGGAGAAGACCAAACAGGCUCUGGAGUCGGAGAGGAACGAGCUGCAGAUCGAGCUGAAGACGCUCAUGCAGGGCAAAGGAGAGUCGGAGCAGCGCAGGAAGAAAGCCGAGACGCUGCUGCAGGAGCUGCAGGUCAAACACGCCGAGAGCGAACGCCAGCGCUUCGAAUUCGCCGAGAAAGUCGCCAAGAUGCAGACUGAGCUGGAUAACGUCAACGCUUUGCUGAGCGAGGCUGAAGGGAAGUCGAUCAAAGCCUCGAAGGACUGUUCCUCCGUGGAGUCGACGCUGCAGGACGUACAGGAAGUGCUGCAGGAGGAGACGCGGCAGAAGCUAGCGCUGAACACACGUCUGCGUCAGCUGGAGGACGAGCAGAGCGGUCUGAGAGAGCAGCUGGAGGAGGAGGAGGAGGUCAAGAGGAACAUGGAGAAACAGAUGAGCAGCAUGCAGGCGCAGCUGGCCGACAUGAAGAAGAAGAUGGAGCAGGAGGCCAGUUUUCUGGAGAACACUGAAGAGACGAAGAAGCGCGUCCAGCGCGACCUGGAGGCCGUGACGCAGCGUCUGGACGAGAGAAACGCCGCCUUCGACAAGCUGGACAAGACCAAGACGCGCCUGCAGCAGGAGCUGGACGACAUGCUGGUGGACCAGGACCAUCUCAGACAGAUCGUCUCCAACCUGGAGAAGAAGCAGAAGAAGUUCGACCAGAUGCUGGCUGAGGAGAAGUCCGUCUCUGCCCGUUACGCAGAGGAGCGUGACCGCGCCGAAGCCGAGGCCCGUGAGAAAGAGACGCGUGUGUUAGCUCUCGCCCGUGAGCUGGACACCAUCAGAGACCUGAAGGACGAGAUGGACCGCACCAACAAACUGCUGCGUGCCGAGAUGGAGGACCUGGUGUCCUCGAAAGACGACGUGGGCAAGAGCGUUCACGAUCUGGAGAAGUCGAAGCGCUCGAUGGAGCAGCAGCUGGAGGAGAUGAAGACGCAGCUGGAGGAGCUGGAGGACGAGCUGCAGGCCACCGAAGAUGCCAAACUACGUCUGGAGGUCAACAUGCAGGCCAUGAAGGCGCAGUACGAGAGAGACCUGCAGGGACGAGACGAGCUGGGAGAGGAGAAGAAGAGACAGCUGCUCAAACAGGUGCGUGAGAUGGAGAUGGAGCUGGAGGACGAGCGUAAGCAGCGCACGCUGGCGAUGGCGGCGAGGAAGAAGAUGGAGCUGGACCUGAAGGAUCUGGAGGCUGCCAUCGACCAGGCCAACAAGAACCGCGACGAGGCGCUCAAACAGCUCAAGAAAGUGCAGGCUCAGAUGAAGGACCUGCUGCGGGAGCUGGAGGACACGCGUGUGUCCCGCGAGGAGAUCCUGGCGCAGAGCAAAGAGAACGAGAAGAAGGUGAAGAGCAUGGAGGCCGAGAUGAUCCAGCUGCAGGAGGAGUUGGCGGCCGCAGAGCGAGCCAAGAGACAAGCGCAGCAGGAGAGAGACGAGCUGCAGGACGAGAUCAACAACCAGGCCAACAAAGGCACCCUGGGCUCGGAGGAGAGGAGGCGUCUGGAGGCGCGCAUCGCUCAGCUGGAGGAGGAGCUGGAGGAGGAGCAGAACAACACCGAGCUGGUGAACGACCGGCUGAAGAGAGCCCUGCUGCAGACGGACCAGAUCAACGUGGAGCUGACGGCGGAGCGCAGCACCUCCCAGCGUCUGGAGGGAGCACGCUCUCAGAUGGAGCGCCAGAACAAGGAACUGAAGCUCAAACUCACCGAGUUGGAGGGAGCCGUCAAGAGCAAAUACAAGGCCACCAUCGCCGCCCUGGAGGCCAAGAUCAUCCAGCUGGAGGAGCAGCUCGACAUCGAGACCAAAGAGCGACAGCAGGCCUCAAAACUGGUGCGUCGUACAGAGAAGAGGCUGAAGGAGGUGAUUCUGCAGGUGGACGACGAGAGACGCAACACAGACCAGUUUAAAGAUCAGUCUGAGAAGCUGAACAGCCGCAUGAAGCAGCUGAAGCGGCAGCUGGAGGAGGCCGAGGAGGAGGCACAGAGAGCAAACGCCAACCGCAGGAAACUACAGCGAGAGCUGGAGGACGCCACCGAGUCUGCCGACGCCAUGAACCGAGAGGUCAACAGCCUGAAGGUCAAACUCAGACGUGGUGAUCUGCCCUUCACCAUGCGCCGCAUCGUCAGCCGCUCGGGAAUCGAGAGUGACGAAGACCCCGAGGCCAAGAUCGAAACCCCUGAACCUAAACCCGAGUGAAAGAAGCCGAACCGCAGCAUUCCCUCACAAACACACACAUACACAAGUCUUGGAUGGCAACGUCCACGAAAACUCAGAGAUACUUCGUCGUUUUUAGUUUUUUGUUCUUAUUUUAGUGCCAUAGUGUAUUCGCGCACACACAAUGGUUCUCCUGACAAUCACACACACGACAGCUUCACUCACACAGAGGACCAAAUUUGUGUUUUCAUGUCAAUGUCUAGAAUAGAAAAAGAACGGAAUGAUAUUUUUGUAAGGGCGCAUUCCGUCAAUUGUAGUCCCGAUUCCGGAUCUAUUUUUCUAACUGAAGUAAAAGGAUUAAAAAAAAAUGGUGAAGAAGAGAACUUAUUGAAGGGGACCAAAGCAAAUUUGCUUUCUACGAAACUGUAUUUUAUCCGUACGUUUUUAUAAUGGUAUAAGGAUGAACAUAGCGCUUGCUCUCUUGCACCUCUGCUGGUAAAUAAUAGAUUGUGAUGAGAAUUAUAGAUACUAUACUACAGUUACGCUUUUGGGCUUUACACAUGAAUAUUUAGUAAAUCAAACCAGCACUAAAAAUAUUAGAGAUUUUCAUGCUACCGUAUAUGCACAUUAAAUGGCAAAUACUGUUUUGAGCAAUAAAAUGGAGGGGUUUAUAGCACUGUUGCAGCAGAUUGAAGGAAUAAGGAUUGAGUAGGCAAUGCACGAACUCAUUUAGACAUGGCACUAUGCACUAUCGCCUUAAAUCUACUAUUUGGAUAUGUUCUGUUCCUCUCUUCUUUUCAGUAUAUGUGUCUUUAUUAAUGUUCAGGGCAUGAUUGGUGGAGGGUUGACGGUUUCUCUCACGCACACACUGUAAACGCUGAGCACGGCUGCGCGGGAAUCGACCGUUUGGGCGGGAGUUUUUAAAAAACAUGGAACACUUCCAUGACUACCUCUGAUCACGUGUAACACUCUGUGACGUCAUAUUUGAUUCUCUGAAAGAGCGAAGGAGAAUGGAUUUGAACGACAGCGAUCUCCUCCUCGAAGCUCAUGCUCAGCUUCUGCUUGUUUUCGCGCACACUGCUGGGAAGUCAGAGAAAUUUACUAUUAUUGAUUAAGUAUGGAUAGAUAGAGCAUUUCUCUCUCUCAUUCUCAUCGUCUCCCAAUUAUGACUUUGUGAUGUUAUGUUCUCUGUCUCUGCAACUCCUUAAUUAUAUCUGGAGAGAGUUGUCAUAAAUCGUUGGUGUAAUGAUGCAAUAAAAUGGCUUUUUCAAAA
Carassius carassius (crucian carp) is the source of this 7418-nucleotide messenger RNA. Its product is annotated as myosin-9-like. Gene Ontology annotation, molecular function: cytoskeletal motor activity; ATP binding; actin filament binding. Gene Ontology annotation, cellular component: myosin complex. Bases 230 to 6187 code for a protein of 1985 amino acids. Lineage: Eukaryota; Metazoa; Chordata; Actinopteri; Cypriniformes; Cyprinidae. The record is from RefSeq and is a predicted model, not a curated record. The transcript is spliced from 41 exons.